UGGGUAUUUAAAAAUAUCACUCUAGUCUGAAAUGGCGGCACGUGUGGACAAAGCUGUCCGCCGAAAGAUAAAUUCGAAAUGUAAAUGUUCUAAUGGGAAGUCUGAAAAUAUUUUGAAACAGUCCGUAGGCCUACGGCCAAUUCUAAUAUUUGUGGCGGCUUCUUUAAUAACAGCCCUAUUAUUAGAAACUUUUCCCCACACCAAGCAGUUCUUAGUAAAAUGGAAUGUUGAGGAGUAUUUGGAAUACCAGCAUCAGCCCACGCCCACAUAUGCCCUCCUUUUAAACGGUUCCAAGGAAGCUCACCUGGAGCAUGUGAUAAGUGUACUCCAUAAACUGGGAUACAAACGAGUGGGAGUAAAUGACAGUUGGAAUCUGCUAUGGUCCCACCAGUAUCCCUUUUUCAAACUGUCUCUCACAGAGCUGGGAAAACAUCAGGUGGUAAAUCACUUUCCUGGCUGCGGAUUCCUGACGAGCAAGGUGGACUUGAGCACCUCCCGAUUUCCGUUUCAGCCGCAGGCUUUCAGGCUGCCAGAGGAAAGUGAUGCGUUUUUGAAGUACGCCCAAGAGCACCCAGACACACUUUUUGUUCAGAAGAAUAACAGACAUCGUCAUAUAAAAUUAAAGGAACCCAGUGAGAUUGAUCUAACAUCGAAUGACUCCUUUGUGCAGGAGUUCAUCCACAGACCAUUUCUGGUGGAUGGCCACAAGUUUGAUAUAGGAGUUUAUGUGGUCAUCACCUCCGUUAACCCAUUGCGCGUUUAUAUCUACACUGGCGACGUUAUGUUUCGAUACUGCCCUGUGAAAUACUAUCCCUUUGAUGCUGAAGAUAUUGGCAAAUACGUGGUCGCCGAAAACUUUUUACCUCCUUGGAAAAUCCCAGCACUUGAGAAGUAUUACUCACGCUUUGGAGGCAACAGGCGAACUUCAUUUGAGGCUUAUGUCCGGGAUCAGGGCAAGGAUUCUGCCCAGAUUUGGACUCAAGUCGAGGACAUCAUCCGUGCUACUGUGAUGGCAAAGGAGAAAGACAUAAUGAGGGUUCUGCAGUCUUUUAGGACACAUAACUUUUUCGAUCUAAUGCGAUUUGAUCUGUUCAUUGACGAGCAUUUAAGGGUCUUUCUAAUGGAGGUCAACAUGUCGCCUAAUCUUUCAUCAGCUUUUGUCCCGGAAAAUUCACUUUUGUUUGAGCAAGUGCUGUACAGUGCGUUAAAUCUGGUCGGAAUUCGUUCAAUAAGUGCCACAGCUGGCAUUCGGUACGGUGAGGAAAGUGAAAUGCUCACAAUUGACAAAAAUUUGUCCACGGAUUUGAACCAAUGCGCUGCGCACAACUGUGACGAGUCCUGCGACAAGGAAGAAUGCAAUCUCUGCCUUCAAUGUCUAAACGAAUUGGAAUACGAAAUACUUCAGAAAGCCUAUCAGGAGCAUUUCAAUCGUGUUUCAAUGAAACGCAUUUUACCAAAACCCAUCCACGAGUUACAGAACUUUAACAUGACGGAAAAAACUUUAAACAAGACCCAAAGAAACGUUUGGAUGGCCCGAUGGUUCUAUAAGAAAUGUCAAUAUGAUGCUACUUGGUGUACUUAGGAAGAUAAGGUUUUUAUACCCUUGCAGAGGGUAUUAUAAUUCAACGCAGUGAAGGAGACAUUUCCGACUCCAUAAAGUAUAUA
Messenger RNA from Drosophila rhopaloa, 1665 nucleotides. RefSeq names its product probable tubulin polyglutamylase ttll-15. Bases 32 to 1582 code for a protein of 516 amino acids. Lineage: Eukaryota; Metazoa; Arthropoda; Insecta; Diptera; Drosophilidae. The record is from RefSeq and is a predicted model, not a curated record. Gene Ontology annotation, biological process: protein modification process. The transcript has 4 exons.